CCCCGGCAGUUGGUGCAGCGGCCGUUGGGCUGAGUGCGCUCACCCCACCCCUCCCCUCCGCGGGCCCGGGCCCCCCACCCCGCCGGGCGCAGCCCCAGCCCCAGCCCCAGCCCCAGCCCCCGCCGGGCCCGUCCCGUGCGGGCCCGUGCCCCCUCCUCAGCCGGCGACGCCCCGGGCCGCCCGCCCGCCCGCCACCAUGGAGCUGGAGGACGGUGUGGUGUACCAGGAGGAGCCCGGCGGCUCCGGGGCCGUGAUGUCGGAGCGGGUGUCCGGCCUGGCCGGCUCCAUCUACCGCGAGUUCGAGCGGCUCAUCGGGCGCUACGACGAGGAGGUGGUCAAGGAGCUGAUGCCACUGGUGGUGGCCGUGCUGGAGAACCUGGACUCGGUGUUCGCGCAGGACCAGGAGCACCAGGUGGAGCUGGAGCUGCUGCGGGACGACAACGAGCAGCUCAUCACCCAGUACGAGCGGGAGAAGGCGCUGCGCAAGCANUUAAAAACUAAAUUCAUUGAGUUUGAAGACUCUCAAGAACAGGAAAAAAAGGAUUUACAGACCCGAGUGGAAUCUUUAGAAUCUCAAACAAGACAACUUGAACUCAAAGCAAAAAACUAUGCUGACCAGAUUAGCAGACUUGAAGAAAGAGAAGCAGAACUGAAGAAGGAAUAUAAUGCAUUACAUCAGAGGCACACUGAGAUGAUCCAUAAUUAUAUGGAACACUUAGAAAGAACAAAACUUCAUCAGCUCUCAGGGAGUGAUCAACUAGAGUCCACAGCUCAUAGUAGAAUUAGAAAAGAACGUCCUAUAUCAUUAGGGAUUUUCCCAUUACCUGCUGGAGACGGAUUGCUUACACCAGAUACUCAGAAAGGCGGAGAGACCCCUGGAUCAGAGCAGUGGAAAUUUCAGGAAUUAAGUCAACCACGUUCUCAUACCAGCCUGAAGGAUGAACUUUCUGAUGUUAGCCAAGGAGGAUCUAAAGCUACCACUCCAGCAUCAACAGCUGCGUCAGAUGUGGCAAUAAUUCCUACUGAUACUCCCUUAAAGGAAGAUCAUGAAGGACUUGAGAAGGUUGCAGAUACACCAAAUAAGUCAGAGAUAAGCAAGCAUAUUGAAGUACAGGUAGCUCAAGAAACUAGAAAUGUAUCAACAGGCUCUGCUGAAAAUGAAGAGAAGUCAGAAGUUCAAGCAAUCAUUGAAUCCACUCCUGAGUUGGAUAUGGACAAAGAUCUCAGUGGAUAUAAAGGCUCAAGCACUCCUACCAAAGGCAUAGAGAACAAAGCUUUUGAUCGCAAUACAGAAUCUCUCUUUGAAGAACUGUCUUCAGCUGGCUCAGGCCUAAUUGGAGAUGUGGAUGAAGGAGCGGAUUUACUAGGAAUGGGUCGUGAAGUCGAGAAUCUUAUAUUAGAAAAUACACAACUGUUGGAAACCAAAAACGCUUUGAAUGUAGUGAAGAAUGAUUUGAUAGCAAAGGUGGACGAGCUGACCUGUGAGAAAGAUGUGCUGCAAGGGGAGCUGGAGGCAGUGAAACAGGCCAAACUGAAGCUGGAGGAAAAGAACAAGGAGCUGGAGGAAGAGCUUAGGAAAGCUCGCGCAGAAGCUGAAGACGCACGGCAAAAAGCAAAAGAUGAUGACGACAGUGAUAUCCCCACCGCCCAGAGGAAGCGCUUCACUAGAGUAGAGAUGGCGCGUGUUCUAAUGGAGAGAAACCAGUAUAAAGAGAGAUUGAUGGAGCUUCAGGAAGCUGUUCGAUGGACAGAGAUGAUUCGUGCAUCAAGAGAAAAUCCAGCCAUGCAGGAAAAAAAAAGGUCAAGCAUUUGGCAGUUUUUCAGCCGACUUUUUAGCUCCUCAAGUAAUACUGCUAAGAAGCCUGAACCACCUGUUAAUUUGAAGUACAAUGCACCCACCUCUCACGUGACUCCUUCUGUCAAGAAAAGAAGCAGCACCUUAUCUCAGCUCCCUGGGGAUAAGUCCAAAGCCUUUGAUUUCCUUAGUGAAGAAACUGAAGCUAGUUUAGCCUCACGCAGAGAACAGAAGAGAGAACAGUACCGUCAGGUGAAGGCCCACGUUCAGAAGGAAGAUGGUAGAGUGCAGGCUUUUGGCUGGAGUCUGCCUCAAAAGUACAAACAGGUAACCAAUGGCCAAGGGGAAAAUAAGAUGAAAAAUCUUCCUGUGCCUGUCUAUCUCAGACCUCUAGAUGAAAAAGAUACAUCAAUGAAGCUGUGGUGUGCUGUUGGAGUCAAUUUAUCAGGUGGGAAGACCAGAGAUGGUGGCUCUGUUGUUGGAGCAAGUGUAUUUUACAAGGAUGUUGCUGGUUUGGAUACAGAAGGCAGUAAACAGCGAAGUGCAUCACAGAGCAGUUUAGACAAGUUAGACCAGGAACUUAAGGAACAGCAGAAGGAGUUAAAAAAUCAAGAAGAAUUAUCCAGUCUAGUCUGGAUCUGUACCAGCACUCAUUCAGCUACAAAAGUAAUCAUUAUUGAUGCUAUUCAACCAGGCAACAUCCUAGACAGUUUCACUGUGUGCAACUCUCAUGUUCUCUGCAUAGCCAGCGUCCCAGGAGCAAGAGAAACAGACUACCCUGCAGGGGAAGAGCUUUCAGAGUCUGGACAGGUGGACAAAGCAUCCCUGUGUGGCAGCGUGACCAGCAACAGCUCGGCAGAGACAGACAGCCUGCUGGGGGGCAUCACUGUGGUUGGCUGUUCUACAGAAGGGGUGACAGCGGCCGCCACUUCCCCAAGUACCAACGGUGCUUCUCCCGUGACGGAGAGGCCAGCAGAAAAGGAAGCAGAAAAUAGUGAGGUUGAUGAAAAUGUUCCAACAGCAGAAGAAGCCACCGAGGCCACAGAAGGCAACGCAGGGUCAGCCGAAGACACCGCGGACACCUCCCAGCCCGGCGUCUACACAGAGCACGUCUUCACGGACCCUCUGGGGGUUCAAAUCCCAGAGGACCUCUCACCUGUGUAUCAGUCAAGUAACGACUCAGAUGCGUAUAAAGAUCAAAUAUCAGUAUUGCCAAAUGAACAAGAUCUGGUGAGAGAAGAAGCCCAGAAAAUGAGUAGCCUUCUGCCGACUAUGUGGCUUGGAGCUCAGAAUGGCUGUCUGUAUGUGCACUCCUCGGUAGCCCAGUGGAGAGGAUGCCUCCAUUCCAUUAAACUUAAAGAUUCAAUUCUCAGUAUUGUACAUGUGAAAGGGAUUGUAUUAGUGGCCCUGGCUGACGGCACCCUCGCGAUCUUUCACAGAGGAGCUGAUGGACAGUGGGAUUUGUCAAACUAUCACCUGUUGGACCUUGGACGGCCUCACCAUUCUAUUCGGUGCAUGACUGUGGUACAUGACAAAGUCUGGUGUGGCUAUAGGAACAAAAUCUAUGUGGUUCAGCCAAAGGCUAUGAAAAUAGAGAAAUCGUUUGACGCGCACCCCAGGAAGGAGAGCCAGGUGCGGCAGCUUGCGUGGGUGGGGGACGGAGUGUGGGUCUCCAUUCGCUUGGAUUCCACGCUCCGUCUCUAUCAUGCACACACUUAUCAACACCUUCAGGAUGUGGACAUUGAGCCUUAUGUAAGCAAAAUGUUAGGUACUGGAAAACUGGGCUUCUCUUUUGUGAGGAUCACAGCUCUUAUGGUGUCUUGCAAUCGUUUGUGGGUGGGGACAGGAAAUGGUGUCAUUAUCUCCAUCCCGUUGACAGAAACAAAUAAAACCUCAGGAGCACCAGGCAAUCGUCCUGGAAGCGUAAUCCGCGUGUAUGGCGAUGAAAACAGCGAUAAAGUGACUCCAGGGACGUUUAUACCCUACUGUUCAAUGGCACACGCCCAGCUUUGCUUCCACGGGCACCGGGAUGCGGUAAAAUUCUUUGUGGCAGUCCCAGGUCAAGUCGUCAGCCCACAAAGUGGCAGUAGUGGCACAGAUCUAACAGGUGACAAAGCAGGGCCAUCUGCACAGGAGCCUGGCAGCCAGACGCCCUUGAAGUCUAUGCUCGUCAUCAGUGGAGGCGAGGGCUACAUCGACUUCCGAAUGGGUGAUGAGGGCGGAGAAUCAGAACUGCUUGGAGAAGAUCUUCCACUUGAACCUUCUGUCGCCAAAGCAGAAAGGAGUCACCUGAUCGUGUGGCAAGUGCUGUGUGGCAGUGAGUGAGCCCACCGGAGGCCGGCCGGCGGGGACGGGGAGGCCGUCUCUUCUGCAUGGUUUAUUUUCCCUUUUCCCCUUAAUUUAAUGCUCUCCUUGUGAAAUCCGUUUCACCACAUGAUGUGUGAGCAUUUUUUUUUUCCUGUUAACUUUGUCUUACAAGACCUGUCCUACCCGUAACGAUACAGGAACUAGCUGUUUCACUGCACCAGUGUUCCGGGCGAUUUCAGUACGUUAUGAACAAAUCAAAGAAUGUUUACUCUCUGCAAACUGGUGAAUUCUAGGAAGCAAUCCAGAUGUGGCUCACUCUGCCACAGCUAACGUCACUCACUACAUUUGAUGGGGUCACUUUUGAGCUGUCGCUAAUAAUGGAGUUAAUGGGAACACUUGAUAUGUGGAACUGUACCGUUCAGUACAAUAACAGUCUUCCCCGGUGUAUUAUAAAAUUGACACAAACAAGUAUCAGGUGGAUUAUCAGGAGUUCUCUCAAUGUCCCAAGGGGCUGCAAGCCAACUGUAAAGUACUUUCACUUUCAAAUCUGACAAAUCUUGUUUAUAUAUGGUAUAUAAAACCUUGUUUUCAUCAGAUUUGGGGGGGUUUUCUAUUGAAGAAAUUAAGACUACACUAUUUAAAUAAAAAUAUCCUGUUUCUGACCUAUUAGAGCACUACAAUUUAUGAGGCCUGCUCUCUGGAUUUUGUAGUGAUUCCGAGACUAGCCGCCCUCAUUUCCAUACUGACAUGUCGGAAAGGGUUCCGGCUGAUAUGGCUCAGAAGAUCACUUCGGCCGUGGGAGAACUUAUUCUGGAGGAAACUGGGUUUGGGGUUCCUGAACCCGUGGAUGGUGGUGGGUGGUGGAGGUGUCUCUGUGAAAAGCUCACCUGUUCACCAGUUCUGGGACGGCCCUUCCUGGUCCCCAAGCGUGAAGCAGCAUCCGCGGGGAAGUGGCCUGUGAACUGCAGCAGGGAUUUGAUUAGAAACAGUAUUGUCUCUGGUUCUGCAUAAAACUGCAGAACAGCCAGCCCUUGGUGUUUUGUAUGUAAAUGACAACUUUACAUAUUUGUGCCCUUUUGAGAUUAAAAUGCCACGGUCAAAGAGGAAAGCAGUGAAGGGGAAGAAGACAAAGCCAAGAUACCAUCAAGUAGAAGUUGACAUGUUCAUCAUUUUACUCAUAACGCCCAUUUCAAAAAUUGAGUCCGGGUUUAGCAGAUUUUCUUGUUUCCUACGUUUUUAAAAUCCUUCUUCCCCCUCUCGAGCUUCUUGAAAAUGCGUGAUUUACCAUUUCUUUAAGCAAAGCUAAAUAGAAAUUGAAGUGUUAUUUUUAAAACAGAAACCUGUUGAAUAACGGGCCCCGAUCACCAGAAGGAGUGCUCGACGGAAAAGUAAGCAAGCACAGGUCUCAGACCGUGGAAGCUUUCUGAAGCACAGAGCUUUGUGUUUCCCGAGCUGCUGCAGAGAUAUUCGUAAAAAGUGUGCCACUGUCCUAAAGCCUCUGAUUAAACUAGUUGAUAAAUACAUGGGAUUUAGUGAGCCGGCAGAAGCCUUUGGAUCCACCAGGCCACGUCGUGUCUGGAAGCACAUCGUGUACACGAUUAAGCAGUGGCCACCUCAGGUGGCCAGGAGAAAGGAACCCCCUUUGGCAAAAGCUGUAGUGAAAGGCUGAGUUUUUGCUUGAGAUACUUAGGUCCCUUUUUCAUAGCUUAGAAGCUACACUUUUAUUUUAAAUUUGAGCCAUUUUUGGCACUACCUAAAAGAAAAAAAAACCCCACAUUGUUAAAACAUUUGGGGGAGGGAGGGGAAUUGCUUUAUAAAUUCACAAAAAGGAGACACUAAAAUCUUUGGGAUUUUCAAUCCCAAGAAAUAAACAUCCCAGAGUCAGACCCCACUUGGCCGUUCAGUUUGUACAUGUUGGUAUGACCAAAUGUCGUUUAGGAAAUCAGGAGUUAAAAGAGGAAACAUGCGAACAUGUAACAGUGGUUCUAAUUGCUCUUACUGGCUUUAACUUAAGGAAUAUAGGGAUGUGGCUAUUUUAUCUACAGCUAUCAGAUUAUCAGUGGCCCUGUUAAUUAACAUCAGGGACUAGAGAGAGUACAGAAAUGCUCGUACAUUUUGUGUCAAGGGCUUGUCCUUGUAUUUGUGAUGUCGUUUAAGUAUCUUCUGCAGAUCACUUUACUUCCCCCCCUUUCCCAGUAAUAGGUUUAUAUUCUUGUAACGUUCACUUUGGUCAAGGUGGUAAACGUUCACUUUGGUAAGAACCAGAAUGUAAGCUUCUUGCAAGCAGCAAAGUGGUUGCUGCAAACUGCCUGUCGCUUCCAACUCGAGGGUAGAGAAGAGGCUUGAAUACCUCGGGUUGGUCUCUCCGUGUACAAAAUACACGUAUUGCCCCUGCUGGAAAAAACAAGGGAUACCCGAGAAGGUUCUCAUUUUGUUACGCUUGGCUUAUGGAUGAGGUCGAACUCUGUGAAGUUGCCGAUGCUCGACCAUUGCUAAGCUACCAGAAUGUCUGUGUCCUAAACGCCAACCUAAUGCUUACUAUGAAAUGCAGGUUAAAAUCCCGAGGAGGCAAAGGGAGAAUAUUUUUUUGAAGAACCACACAUUUUGAGAGUUUUUUUUUUCCAACCUGUGUGGAUCUACAUGUUUUAAACAGGAAAGAAUAUCUUAAUGGAUGCAGCUUGUUGAGAGCGUAAACCAUUUUGAGCACAAACUAUGCAGCACACGACUUUCCAAAUUAAGUGUGUUUGCAUAGAAAAGAUGAAAAUGCAUUCUCUCAGCUGCUGUCGUGUCCAUUUCUUGUAAAGGUCUUACUGCAUUUGAGAAUAGACCCCUUAACAUAGGCUGCCUUAGUAACAAAACAAAGCAAAACAGUUGUCUCAUAAUAUUAACCGUCCUAAAGAAUGUGCGUCUUUCUUGCAAAUGCCGUGGAACUGAAUAUUUAUUUCCUUGUGAGUAUUAUGACCGUUACCAAAGGACUCCACCAGAUUUAGGGCUCUUCUUCAUUGAUCAUGUUGAGAAAGGGACUCGUUUGGCCCCCGUUUGUAACAUGGGAAGAGUAGAGAAGAGAGAAUUAAAUGUGGAAAUCAUCAGUGCUUUUCCAACAGGGUGAUGCUAUUUUGUAACACUAAAUGUCUUCUUCUUUCUCUUAAAAAAAAAUUAAGUUUUUAUUAUUAAUUUUGUCGUACAUUUCUCAAUAUAUUUGAAUAUAUUUUAACCAUUUUAUGUUCUGAAUUUGUUUUUUUGUCCUAGACAUUUUAUCCAGACUUUUACUGGCCUCUAUAAUCUGAAAAAUGGGUUCUAGAGUGUCCCACUUGUUGUCUCUUAGAGGCUGAGGCUUCGUUUCUAUGAGCAAAAAGCUCAGUUAGCAAUGUAGUUAUUUCGGUAUUUAUUUCUAUUAUGGAAUCCCUGGGGUUCGGAAUGUAACUUUGUACAUGAAAUAUAUAUAAAUAUGUAUAUGAAACA
This is a messenger RNA of Hyaena hyaena (striped hyena), 7564 nucleotides long. RefSeq names its product sperm associated antigen 9 (gene SPAG9). Gene Ontology annotation, molecular function: kinesin binding; MAP kinase scaffold activity; JUN kinase binding. Gene Ontology annotation, biological process: vesicle-mediated transport. The record is from RefSeq and is a predicted model, not a curated record. Bases 197 to 4120 code for a protein of 1307 amino acids. The transcript is spliced from 29 exons. Gene Ontology annotation, cellular component: cytoplasm. Lineage: Eukaryota; Metazoa; Chordata; Mammalia; Carnivora; Hyaenidae.